AUGUACCGUCCUGACGCCGAAGUCACCGAAAUACACACCGACGCGAGUUCGAAGGCUCUUUCGGGAAUAUUGUUUCAAGGGCCGAAAUCGACACAAAUAAAAAUGGUUUACGCGGUAAGUAAACGAACCACGUUGGCUGAAUCAAAGUAUCAUUCCAGCCGCCUGGAACUUUUUGCCAUUAUUUGGACCUUGAAUCGGUUACGCCAAUACUUAUUGGGAAUUCGAUUUACCGUCGUGACCGAUUGCCAGGCACUCGUGUAUUUAAACAUACAUAAGACCACUAAACCUCAAAUCGCCCGUUGGUAUGAAAUCUUUCAAGAAUUUGAUUUCGAAAUAAAGUAUCGACCGGGCACGCGCAUGCCCCACGUUGACGCGCUAAGCCGAGCGCCAUACGACGAGGAGGGCACCGUCAGAUCAGUGGAAGAUGAACUGUCCGACCGUGUCGACGUAUUUAUCGCCAUGACAAAAUUCGAAGCGGUUCGACUACUGCAAGCCGCCGAUGAACGUGUCCGUAGUUUGGUGGGAAUUCUGUCCGGAGUAGACGGACAAACCAACGAGACGAACAACGAAAUAGAAGGGUACCAAGUUACCGACGGAAUAUUGUACAAAAUACACAAUGGUCGCCCCCUACUAGUAAUACCGAAAGCAAUGCGGAAGGGAAUUGUGAUCGCGGCGCACGACUAUGCCGGACACUUUUCGGUUGAUCGUACCGUCGCACGUAUACUCAAUGAUUACUGGUUCUCGGGACUAAAAAGGUAUGUCAAGCAGCACAUUGCAAUGUGCGUAGACUGUCUCGUUAACAAGAAACCAGCCGGAUCGAAGCCCGGCUAUCUACAUCCGAUACCCCCGGGGAAACGACCGUUCCAAGUAAUACAUAUCGACCACCUAGGUCCUUUCGAAACUUCAGCGAAGAAAAACAAGUACCUACUUGUCUUGGUCGAUAAUCUGACGAAAUACACGCAACUAUUCCCGUGUAAGACGACCAACACUGCAGCCGUUCUGCGCAUCUUGGAACGAUUUUGCACAGAACGAGGUAUUCCCGAUCGGAUUGUUUCGGACCGCGGGACGUGUUUCACCUCACACGCAUUUGAAACGUUUUGUAACGAACGAGGUAUCCGACACACCCUGAACUCCACACGACACCCGCAGGCUAAUGGCCAGGUGGAAAGGGCUAACCGUACAAUAGUUACACUGUUGAGUGUUACCGGAAGAGACCAUACUAGCUGGGAUAUGCAAUUACGGCAAGUGGAGAACAUGCUAAACACCGCACCAAACAAAUCCACGACGAAAACGCCUUACGAAACUUUACAUGGUUAUCUGCCUCGCUUCUUCAAGGGUAUUCUACCCACUCUUAGUCUCACUGGAACCGACUGGCGCGACCCUCAUGACGUUCAAGCCGAGGCACGUGAAAACAUCACUAAUGCUCAGGUAAAAAUGAAAAUUGCUCACGACCGGAAGAGAUACGAAGGCAUAAAAUAUGAAGUGGGUGAAAUUGUGGUGAUGUUGAAACAGCCAGUUCCACAUCUAUCAACAAAACUACAAUCAAAAUAUCGUGUGAAACCGCUGCAAGUGGUAGAAGUACUGCCGAGUGACACCUACCGCGUCGCUGAAAUCGCCAUGGAUGGACACGAGACUUACGCGACUACAGCACAUGUCUCACAAUUAAAAUCUUGGAAAGUCCUGAAGGAAGACGACGACGAUGGAGACGAGGAUGACGUGAUUCGGGAAGCCAAUAACGGGGAAGGAAGGGCCGAGCAAUCCACGUCGACCUUACCAGUUACCAAGCCAAGGCGUAGCGCUAGAACUCAUCGACAACCGAGGUAUCUCGACGACUAUGCAUAA
Messenger RNA from Macrosiphum euphorbiae (potato aphid), 1842 nucleotides. Lineage: Eukaryota; Metazoa; Arthropoda; Insecta; Hemiptera; Aphididae. The record is from the annotation of a GenBank genome assembly.